AACGGUUAAGAUUAAAGGUGUAAUCUCCAUGUGUAGCCGAGAAGCAGCGUAACACUUCAGCAGAGUCAGUUCGCCACUGUUGAUCCUCCAACAAAGAUUCCUUUUCACAAUGCCCAACAACAACACACAGUGCUCACAGAAAGAGAGAAUAGAGACUCCGGCGAUGAAGUUAACCGGCGACGGCGGUGGAGGUCGAAAGUUCCUGGUUGGUGUCAAGUUGGAUUCUCGGAGCCGGGAACUGCUGACGUGGGCUCUCGUCAAAGUUGCCGAGCCCGGCGACCUCGUCAUUGCGCUCCACGUCAUCGACACCAUUACCGACGCAGAGGAUACAGGUUCAGCUUCGGUGCUCUCUGUUGUUAAGACUUUUGAUUCUGUUUUGGCUGUGUACGAAGGCUUCUGCAACUUGAAGCAGGUUGAUCUGAAGCUUAAAGUGUGUAGAGGUGCGUCAGCAAGGAAACUUGUAGUGAAGGAAGCGAAAUCGCUUGGUGUUGCGACGGUGAUUCUAGAAACUUCUAAGAGCUAUCACCCUAUCCGUUCAUCUUUAUAUGUUGCCAAGUACUGUGCAAGGAAAUUGCCCAAGUGUAUCUCUGUUUUAGCAGUUCACAAUGGCAAAGUUGCAUUCCACAGAGAAGCUACUGGAAUGUGUACUCUUCAAGGAAAGUUAAAUGAAAGCCCAGCAUUGUUAAACAAAUAUUUGGCUGUUAAAAUGAAGAAAAAUCUGAAGAAUUGUGAAUGUUGUACACGGGUAUUAGCAUUGCCGGAGGAUUCUGCAACUAAAUUGAAGCCAGGGUUGACUGAUGAUGGUUUUGAAGAGGAAAAUUCACUGGCUUUGGUUCCAAUUCAAAAGCUUGAUGAUGAUGAUGAUCCUAGUUAUUCAAUCGCGGUGGACAAAUCAAACCAGUCAACAGCUGGUUGGUCACUCCUUCGCCAGGUGUUUCUUCCCAACAAGCAUAUGCGGAAAUCUUUAGGGAAAAAUUCACCUGCUUUGCAAACGGCAUUAAGACAAACCAGCUACCAUUCUUCAGCUGUUGUCCAUCCAGAUCACAAACAGAAUAUUCACCGGAAUUAUGAUUCCACCCUAGAUGGGGAGAGUGGUAUCAUUUUGCCAUUUGGAUCUGAUGAUAUUUUUCCUCCUCCCUCCCUUGGCCGUGAUUUGAGUGAACUUCCUAAAGAAUUGUUGGGUUUACAACAGAAGUACUCAUCUUUAAGCAGAUUAUAUAGUUUCCAGGAACUUGUAUCUGCAACUGCUAACUUCUCACACGAAAAUUUGGUUGGAACAGGUGGUUGUAGUGAGGUUUAUAGAGGAUGUCUUCCAGAUGGCAAGGAAUUGGCUGUAAAAAUUUUGAAGUCAUCUGAAGUUGUGAUAAAAGAGUUUGUUCAGGAAAUUGAGAUCAUUACAACUUUGCAUCACAAGAACAUAAUAUCUCUAUUGGGCUUUUGUGUUGAGGGCCAUAAUUUACUACUGGUUUAUGAUCUUUUAUCAAGGGGAAGCCUAGAAGAAAACCUUUAUGGCAUCAGAAACGACUCUGGUGCAUUUGGUUGGCAAGAGAGGUACAAGGUGGCUGUGGGUGUAGCUGAGGCAUUGAACUAUCUGCAUAACUGCUGUACACCUGCUGUGAUCCAUAGGGAUGUGAAAUCUUCAAAUAUCCUUCUUUCAGAUGAUUUUGAGCCUCAGCUGUCGGAUUUCGGACUGGCUAGUUGGAGUUCUUCUUCAUCCCAUAGUAGUUGUACUGAUGUGGCCGGAACUUUUGGAUACCUAGCUCCUGAAUACUUUAUGCAUGGUAGAGUGACUGAGAAAAUUGAUGUAUAUGCUUUUGGUGUUGUACUUCUUGAGCUUCUCUCUAGUAAGAAACCAAUUAACAAUGACUGUCCUAAGGGCCAAAAGAGCCUUGUUAUGUGGGCAAUACCAAUUUUGAAGGGUGGGAAGCUUUCCCAGUUGCUUGAUCCAAGCCUAGGCAGCGAUUACAACCAUUGCCAUAUCGAAAGAAUGAUUUUGGCUGCUAGUCUUUGCAUUAGACGAGCAUCUAGAUUGCGACCUCAAAUCUGCAUUAUAUUGAAACUCCUACGUGGUGAUGAAGAAGUGAGAAGUUGGGCAGAACAAGAAGUUGGUGCAUCACAGGAACUUGAUGGAUUUGAUGAGGAACCAGUGCCAUCUAAUAUUCAGUCCCAUCUGAACCUUGCUUUGCUGGACUUGGAGGAUGAUACAGAUUCUAUCAGUAGCACUGAGCAGAAUGUCUCAUUGGUGGACUACUUGAGUGGAAGAUGGAGUCGCUCGUCAAGUUUUGACUAAGCAUUUCAUCAUGAUACUAUGUACUUGGAAGCAAAUGCUCCUUUCAUACCGUCCGUAAAUAUUAUUUUGUUUUCUUAGGUUAGUUUUUCAAAAUUAUGAGGCAGUGCAGAUUGGGUCUUGGAAGACUGUUCCCAAAAGUUUAGGGGCUAUGUAUCAGUUCAUAUUUCCAUUGGAUGGUUUUAAUCUGAAUCUUCGCAUUAUUGAGCAAAUUCUAGUGGGCCAAAUGUACAUGAACUAGUAGAUAUGAGAAAAGUACGAAGAGUAAAUAUUC
Messenger RNA from Gastrolobium bilobum, 2561 nucleotides. RefSeq names its product protein kinase STUNTED-like. Gene Ontology annotation, biological process: protein phosphorylation. NCBI's taxonomy places the organism in Eukaryota, Viridiplantae, Streptophyta, Magnoliopsida, Fabales, Fabaceae. The record is from RefSeq and is a predicted model, not a curated record. The transcript has 10 exons. Gene Ontology annotation, molecular function: protein kinase activity; ATP binding. Bases 110 to 2290 code for a protein of 726 amino acids.